AGUUUCUAACCUAAAUAGGUAAACAAAUACAAUCAAUUUUAAAUAGGUAUAAAUAACAGAAAACUUAUGGAAAACAUUGCUUAGAAGUCACCAGUCAUCAGUCAUGUCUAACAGAGAUACAGAGUUUAUAAUGGAAUUAUUUUUAGAUGAUAAUGUUUCGACAAUGAACAGGCUAAUAGUAGCUACGGCUAAUGUAAUCAGUGAAAAUUUAGAAAACGUUUCGUAUGUGAACGAUGCUCUCAUGAAGGAACACCCUCUAGCUCUGGACUCGGUUUCGAGCAGACCCUCAUCCAGUUUACCAGUUUUGAGAGAAGAUUUCUAUGAGGAAACAGUGAAAAAUUUCUCUGAGGAAGAUUAUUAUGACAGGUUUAAAAUGAGUAAAACUACCGUUGAGGCACUAAUCAACUUUUUAAAAGAAUAUGUGAAACCUGGCUCUUCGAUUGUACCACUCAAUAAGAAGGUGCAUGUAUUUCUGUGGCUGCUAACAAAUGAUGUAUCAUUUAAAGAAAUUGGAGAAUUGUUUGGUUUGCACAAGUCCUCCGUUAGCUACAUUUUCCAUGAGAUAGCAACUUUGGUUGCAGAACAAAGAAAUCAGUUCAUAAAUUGGCCAUCCUUGGAAGAGCAACAUGUUACUAGGAUUAAAGUUAAUAGUAAAUAUGGGUUCCCUAAUUGUAUAGGUUUUAUUGAUGCUUGCCAGUUAAAAGUUGGUUCGAGGAGAAAAAGGAGAGAAAAACCUGAAAUUAUUCUCCUACAAGCUGUUUGUGACGAGACACUUAUGUUCAUUGACAUACAUGUGGGAGAAAUAGGUAUAACACGAAAAGGCAAAGUCUUCCGGGAAAGUUUCAUAUCACAGGAGCUCAAGAAUUUAGUUGACUUUGAUAAUCACAUGUUAGGAGAUGCAGACUAUAAAUUACGGAUGAAUUUAAUCACACCAUUUACUUGUGAUGAAGUUAUAACAAGCGAAGAAAUGAGAUUUAAUGCAGUGCAUUGGAAAGCACAUAGUUAUAUCAGACAAGCAUUUGAUAUUUUAAGAGAUAGAUUUAGGAAGUUGAACCUUAUAGACAUAAAUACACCUGAAGCUGUAAAUACAUUGAUAUGUGCAGCAUGUGUUUUACACAAUUUCGUUCUCCUUCAAGAAGGUAGCCCAGUCAAGGAAGAAGUAGUUUUAAUUGAUGAGGGCAUUACCAUUGAUACUGAUGUUGUUGAUACAGCAGCGGAAAAACGUCAGUUUUUAUGUAAUUAUAUCAGUUAUUUUAAUAAUUCUAAAACAUUUCAGCAAUAAAUAAUGUUUUAUAACUUAAAUUGAUUUUUAACAAUUUUUAGUUUUUUUUUAUAAACCAGUUGGUACUUGUUUGUUUGUUGGUUUGAAUAUCUGUUAUUCAUGGUAAGUCAUAACAAUGAUAUUCUAUAGUAAGGAUCUCAAGCAAUUCAAUCCUGACCUGUACUUGACCUGUAUUUUUAAUCCAUUGAAGAUUUUCUAAGAAAAAAUAUUUUAUAUCGCUCAGUGAAACAGGAAUGUAGAACCAACCAAUGUCAAAUGAGUUUGAUGGCUUUAAUUCAUCUGAAGAAUCACUCUGAGUUGGGCAAGAUGAAUAGCUUUGUCUGAAAAAGUACCAAACAGAUUGAUACACUUUACCACAAAGUUCAUAAAAUUCAUUCAUUUAACAGCCUGUUCUAUGCCCUGGCGGAAUUUCCAUAAAAAAACCUUUUUAGUAGAGGGUUAGGUACUACAUUCAAUAGUAGUUCAAUAUCAUUGCUAUCAUUGGUGUCAGUGAUUGAUCAGCUUCUUCUUUAUUUAUUUAUAUUUUAAUAUAUAGAUAGAGAAAUGUAUGUCUAAAAUUUUUGUUUGUAUUUUGAAAAGAAAUAAAACUAUUUACAUUAUUAUUAAAUUAAAAUGUAAUAAAACAUAUCCAUCUACAACAAUAAUCAGGACAAUUGAUAAAACCGCACAAUAUUUUCAAUUAAUUUAUUUAUUACAAAGAAUAUAAAUAAUACAUAUUUUGAUGUAGGUAUACAAUACAAUCAAUUUUAUCUGAAUGUAUAUGUACAUUGUUUGUGUAAGGAUACAAUACAGUAACUGUUUUUUUGCAAUCAUGCAAGUUUCACAUAAUAAUUAUAGUUUAAUUAUCUAUAAAAUAUAAAAAACUUUUAAAAAUAAAAAUUUCCUAACUUUUAAAGAGUUUAUUUCGCCUCAUCUAUAACUAUAUAUAAUAUAUAGAACUCUUUCUAAAGUUUACAUAGCAGAAGAUGCAGAAAUAAUUUCCGCUUUCUUAACAACUUUGUUUUGCGGUGGGAAUACAUGUUAAUUUUUAUUAGAUCUCUGGUGGUUCCUUCAGCCUAGCAUUCAAAUUCACAUUUUAGGAUACAACUUUAUGGACUUUAAGAUAAGUAAAAUAAUAACCGACAUAGGACAGAAUUUGUGGAAAUGAGGUUGGUAGAUAUGUAGUGAUUUAUAGAUAUACAUAUCUCUAAGAAGCGGCGUAAGCUUACAAAAUACUUGUUUGCAUAAUUAUAAAUCAAUACAGGUUCAUUAUCAAAGCUUUUAAGCUUGGAACAUAAUACUAUGUAACAAGAGAACAAACAUAUUAUGUAUACUUAAGUAUAUAAUAUCUUCCUGAUGUAUCCUACAGUACAUUAGGCACUAGAUUGGCAACCUACAAGGCACUAUGCAGUUAGCACAGCAAUUUAACAUGUUCGUAAUAUUAUUUUAACAAAUUUUAUACCAUUUACUAUUUAAA
This is a messenger RNA of Maniola jurtina (meadow brown), 2738 nucleotides long. RefSeq names its product protein ANTAGONIST OF LIKE HETEROCHROMATIN PROTEIN 1-like. The coding region runs from base 104 to 1282 and encodes 392 amino acids. The record is from RefSeq and is a predicted model, not a curated record. The transcript has 2 exons. Lineage: Eukaryota; Metazoa; Arthropoda; Insecta; Lepidoptera; Nymphalidae.